UAAACAAAUUCAGGAUUUGAGAACAACUUAAUGAUACAUCUAAUUACGGACAAAAACAAGCACGAUGCAGGCGGAAGAUGCACGUUAUUUAAAAAGGAAAGUGAAGGGUGGAACCAUAGACAUUCAUCCGACAGAGAAAGCUCUUGUUGUAAACUAUGAAUUGGAGGCAACCAUUCUCGGAGAACUUGGAGAUCCAAUGCUGGGAGAAAGAAAGGAAUGUCAAAAAAUUAUAAGAGUAAAGAGCCUGAAUCCAAACAGUGACUUGUCAUCGCUGGCAAAAGAGAUUAUUGACAAGUGUAAACUCAUCCACCCCAGUAAAUUGCCUGAAGUGGAACAGCUGCUGUACUACCUUCAAAACCGCAAGGAAUCUGCACCCACUAAAGCCUCUGGAAAAACCCAACUGCAGGAAAAGCCAGAAGUCCCGACAUAUGAUGCAACAGAGAUAGAUGAGGUGGCAAACAUCAAUGAUGUGGAUGAUUACAUGGAACUGUUGUAUGAAGAUGUCCCGGAAAAAAUCAGAGGCUCUGCUCUCAUUUUACAGUUAGCCAGAAAUCCCGAUAAUCUUGAGGAAUUAUUUCAAAAUGAAACUGUUGUUGGAGCAUUGGCACGAGUGUUGCGAGAGGACUGGAAGAAAAAUACAGAACUGGCCACAAAUAUUGUUUAUAUAUUCUUCUGCUUCUCAAGUUUCACACAGUUUCAUGGAGUUAUUCUUCAUUUCAAAAUUGGAGCAUUAUGUAUGAAUGUUGUGGAACAUGAGCUGAAGAAAUAUGACAUGUGGAAUGAGGAGCUGCAGAGAAAGAGGAAGACUGCUGAGGGAGAAAAAGACAAGAAGACAAAGGAGGACUUGGAAAAAAGCUUACAGAAAUAUGAUGGAUUGGUGAAAAAACAGGAGCAACUUUUACGAGUGGCAUUUUACCUCUUGCUGAACCUGGCAGAGGAUCUGAAAGUGGAGAUGAAGAUGAGAAAUAAAAAUAUUGUAAAGAUGCUGGUGAAAUCAAUGGAGCGUGACAACUUUGAGCUGCUUAUCCUAGUGGUGUCCUUCCUCAAGAAACUUAGCAUCUUCAUAGAAAACAAACAGGAAAUGGCCCAGAUGAACAUCAUGGAGAAGUUUGUGAAGAUUGUCCCCUGUGAACAUGAGGACCUGCUCAACAUCACACUUAGACUGCUCCUAAAUCUUUCCUUUGAUGCUGACCUACGUAGCAAAAUGAUAAAGUUUGGCCUGCUCCCUAAGCUUGUAGGCCUACUGAAUAAUGAGAACCAUCGCCUGAUAGUCCUGUGCAUACUGUAUCAUAUCAGUAUGGAUGACAAAUCCAAGUCUAUGUUUACCUACACUGACUGUAUACCCAUGGUGAUGAAGAUGUUCCUUGAGAGCCCUGAAAACCCUGAUCUGGAACUACUUGCUCUGUGUAUAAACCUGGCUGCCAACAAACGUACUGCCCAGAUCAUCUGUGAGGGCAAUGGUCUAAAGAUGCUGAUGAAACGUGCUUUUAAGUUUAAGGAUCCAUUGCUUAUGAAAAUGAUACGGAAUAUAUCACAGCAUGAUGGACCAACCAAAAACUUAUUUAUUGACUAUAUCAGUGACCUUGCUGAGGCAACCUUGAAUUGUGAUGAUGAUGAGUUUGCACUGGAAGCCCUUGGGAUCCUCGGGAACUUGACCAUUCCUGACCUCGAUUAUGAGUUAAUUUUGCGUGAAUAUGACCUGGUACCAUGGAUCAAAGAUAGGCUUAUGCCAGGAUCUACUGAAGAUGAUAUUGUUCUUCAAGUAAUUAUCCUAGUCGGCACUGUGUGUAAUGAUGAUGCCUGCGCCAAGAUGUUAGCAGAGUCUAAUAUUAUUCAGUGUCUUAUUGAACUUUUGAAUGCAAAACAAGAAGAUGACGAGAUGGUGUGUCAGAUUGUCUAUGUAUUCUACCAGAUGAUUUUCCAUGAGUCAACAAGAGAGGUCAUCAUCAAGGACACUCAGGCCCCAGCCUACCUGAUUGACCUCAUGCAUGACAAAAAUGCAGAGAUUAGAAAAGUUUGUGACAACACCCUGGACAUCAUAGCAGAAUUUGAUGAGGAGUGGGCUAAAAAAAUCCAAUUAGAAAAGUUCCGCUGGCACAAUUCCCAGUGGUUAGAGAUGGUUGAGACGAGACAGAUGGAGGACAUGGCUGACCCAUACAUGUACCCAGAGGAUGAGUAUGACCCCUACCUCCAGGACGCUGACAUCCUUGACCGACCAGACCUUUUCUACGGAGAUGCAUAUGACAAUGGAAUAAUGGAUGGUCAUCUUACACCAGAGUACAUUGAUGAGAAUGGAAUGUAUGAUGGAAAACCAUAUGGUUAUGGGUAUGGUGGUGACGUAGAUGAUGGAUAUGAACCCUAUGCACGACCAGAGUCACAUAUGGGAUUUGUAAUGGAAGGUGGGCAGGCAACAGAUGAAUAUGGGAACCUACUGGACCCAUAUAGUCAGCAAAUGAACAAUUAUGGCCAGCCAAUCAUGGAUGAGUAUGGUCACUAUAUCAGCAAUGGUGCUCAGGAGGAGGAUGACUACAACCAAUACGGCUAUGGCAUGCGAUAGUUCAUAAUGCCUUAAUGAUAUUUUUACUACAGCUACCAUGUCAGUCUACUGGCAACAACACUUGUGUGGCUGGUUCAUUCCAUUAAAGAGGGCCAGCUCCUUUCUACACCUAGAUCCAUUAACUACUGUGAAACAUUGUAAUAUGGUGAUGUCAAAAUGUUCACACAUUGUUAGAUCUUAAUGUAUGUAUUAAUCUAUAUUUGUGGAUAGGGGAGAAAUAAUUUAUAGCAUCUAAUUCAGCAUACUGUGAUACUGAAUGGCAUGAAUAUGAAGAUUUUGCAUAGCUGGUAGUGCUGUAGGCUUGUUGAGCAGAGAAAGGAGUGGUGGGAAACAUUCAGACGGCUGAUUUUGCUGAAGUCCAUCAUUUUUACCUAGACCUUCGUAUGACACCCUUCUUUAUACAAAUUAUUAUGGCAUGCUGCAUUCCUUUGAUAACAAAUCAGUAAGUGUGUUGAUGUCACCUUACAGCAUUGGGUCAAAGGUCACAAUAAUGAAAAUGGUUCCUGGUUUAACUUGAAGCACUCAAAGCAAUAAAGCAAACCUCACGUUAUAUCAUUUGAAGAGAUACCUAAGUACUUGUAUUACAUAUACUGUAAACAACUCGUCAUUGAAGAUUUAGAGAUCAUUUAUUAAACAUGACACAUCAGUUUUGUCUCAUAAUUUAGGAAUAUGUAAACAAUGUUGACAGGCUUUUUCCCAAAAUUUCUAGACUUACAAAGUCCUUUGAUGCGACUUUCAUAACCCAUCGAAGAUGCACUGUAUACAUGCAUUUUUAACAUAAAUUUUGUAAUAUUGACAUUUGUUAGUGCUGUUUUUAUAGAAGAUUUGUUUUGACCUCUGGUUUCCACCAUUACAUAGAUGUUACGUAGUGUAUGUUGUAUUUAUAUAGGUGUUGCUAGGACUUGUCUGAUGUAAAAUUAGGGUAAUGUAAUAUUAGUGUGCUUAACAUCAUUCCACUUGUCUUCUGUUCAUAAUAACACUGUAUAUAUACAUAAAAUAUAAAUACUAGUGUUCUUAUUGGUAAGAUUAUAUAAAAAGAGAUACUGUAAUAAGUUAUUAUGUUUAAAACAAUUAUUUAAUGUUCUAUCUUGCUUUUCUGUACUCCUUCUCAUUUUUCUAUUAGAAUACAUAGUAUAAUGUAUACUGUUGAUGUGUGUGAAACGUUUCCCAAGUGCCACCUAUGUUGUGAUAUAAAUGUGUUGUAACUAUACACAUUCUGUAUGGAUCUCUUUUCUGGGUCCAAAAUUAUACAUAUGAGUUAAUAAUGUAAAGGUUGGGACUUGUUUUAUAUGUUUUAGUGCAUAUACCAAGCAUUGGUAGCAGAAUGAAUGUAUUUUUCCUGGCUGUCAUGAUAUGGACAAUGGUUUGCAUUAUUAAUUUAUCUUCAACGGUAUCUAUUUUUCCUUAAAAUUAGUGAAAUUAGAAACCUUGAUAAAUAACACCCUUCACCAUAAUGUACAGCUGUGUUUGUCUGGACGCCUAUGUAAUGUGUGCUUGUCUGACAAAGAUAUCUUCCUAAAACAUCACAAUCACAAAGUUAAUAAACUAAAGUAUUGUAGACUUGCAUUUAACAUGUGAAACAAAGUUUUUUUAGGUGUAAAUGAACUGCUCUAAAACUGAGUAUAACAUAUGGCUAAUUUUCUUGGUAAUGAUGAAUAGCUUAAAAGUGUGAACACAGUGAUCUGAUUCUAAUAUUGACAGUCGCUUGUUUUACCUGUUGCCUUCGUCUACUUAUCUCUAUACACACCAUCGUUAUUCAGAGAGGUUGCAUUGUUGUACAAUUGAUUACACCAAUUGAUACUGAAUAUUAUGAAUACACUUUUUGCAUAUUUAACUGCAAAUUAAAUAACUAUAGUAAUAAAUAAACUCACUGGAGCAUGAGCAUAGAUGUCUCCUUGGACAGUGUGUCUGCAGAUUGAAUCGUGGUAUGUUAGUGUCAUAUAUGUUUUGCUGUAUUUUUCUAUGUUUUUUCUUUCAGUUCCGUCCACUGAGAAACAAAAUUUGUUUUAUAUGUUGAUCUUUUAAUCUCAUUUUAAUGAGUAUUUACUAUUUGCUGUGAUUGUGUCCCUUAUUUCAGUAUUUAUCACUCCAUAUGUGCUGUCUUUUGUAAUACUAGUACAGUACCAUUUGUUCCAUAAUCAAAUAUUAUGAAUCAAUGUGUUUUCAUAUUUAUUUUAAAUCAUUAAUUUAUAACUAUUUUUAAGUGUUUUGGUGUACAAUAUGCAGAAAAAAACCUUGCUCACCAAAUCUGAAAAUUUAACAAUAUAUACACAUCAGUACAAUCCAUGAUCUGUUUUCUGUGAAAUCUAUCAGAAAUUGGCAUUAAAUUCAGCACAUGUUAUUAAGUUCCAGAUCUUGUUGACUCAGUGGAAUCAAAGGUAUUGAAAUUUGACAAUACUUGUCAAUCUUUUCCCUUGUGUAUGGGUACAAGGCCUACAUGGUUUACGAAUCCGUAAAUCUCUACUGCACUGGUGGACUUAAUAAUAAGAUGGGACAGUACAUUAGUCUUUGAUUUAUGUUAUUUUAGUUGUUGAUAUACAAAUUUAUUUCCAAAUGCAAUAACACUUUAAAAAAAAGAAAGGUUUACUCCUUGUAUUGGUUGUGGAGUACGUAAGCUUUUUGUGUGUGUGAAAAGCAAGCUUUAUGGGUGUAAGGUGAACAUUGUGACUGCUGUGAUUUGUCCCUGGUACGAAACUGACUACAGUCCUGUUAGUCAAAUAAGUGACAAUAUUUUGAAGCAGACAGACUUGUUGCUGAUACGUGCACUGAUAAACAUAUAAAUGAAUGUGCCAGUCACUUGUAAAAUGUUUAUGUCACUGAUAGAUGAAUGAUAUAUGCAGGAGAGAUGGUGAUACUGAUUUUGCAUUUGAUUUAGACAGAUUUGUGCCUAGAUCUGUUUUUCACUUAAUAAACAUUGAUUACAUGACCAACAAAA
Messenger RNA from Ylistrum balloti, 5492 nucleotides. RefSeq names its product kinesin-associated protein 3-like. The transcript is spliced from 17 exons. Gene Ontology annotation, biological process: cilium organization; microtubule-based movement. Lineage: Eukaryota; Metazoa; Mollusca; Bivalvia; Pectinida; Pectinidae. The record is from RefSeq and is a predicted model, not a curated record. Gene Ontology annotation, cellular component: ciliary transition zone; axoneme; kinesin II complex. Bases 65 to 2557 code for a protein of 830 amino acids. Gene Ontology annotation, molecular function: kinesin binding.